UGUCUGUCACUCCUUAUCUGUCUUUUCCCGCCCUUCCGAUUUAGUCCCGCCUGCCUUCUCCAUCCACACCCACACCCAGCCCAGCAGCAGAGCACACACCUUCUCUCUCACACACACCCCUCUGAGCUCGACCAACCACAUCAUCUCCAACUCAACAAGUACUACAACGAGAACGACAGGCAGUCUCCAUGGACGCGAUGGAGUCCUCGUCGCCCUACUCGCUGCGCCAAAAGCUGCGGACCACCGUCUGCGGCUGCUUCGGAUCACCGUCGUCGCCGGUCAGCAGCGCGGGGAGGCCGCACACCGGCGGCGGCAGGGCCAGGUGGAGGCGGCGCAUGGCGGCCACGGGGGUGUUCCGGUACGACCCGCUGAGCUACGCGCUCAACUUCGACAACAGCGGUAGUGACGGCGGCGAGCGAGACACUAAGGACACCGCCUUCCACUUCCAGUACAGGAACUUCAGCUCGCGCCUGCCGCCCUUGCCGACACCGACUGCCGGGCGUGCCACCACGGUCGCCAUCGCCUGAACUGAAUCAUAGUAGCAACCGUCGUUUAUUACUUCUGUAGGUUCUGUCUCUCUGAUUUCGUAAGCGAUUCAGUAGCCAGUAGCAGCAUACGUGGUACGUAUAGGAUUUUUUUGGGGUCAGUUUACCAGUGCAAUAUCCCGGUUGUUCCCCAUGGAACCCAAGUACUUGUACAAGAAUAAUAAGCAUUUGAACAAUGGGUUUGUCUUCUGCUAGAUGAACUGUGAGGGAAAUUUA
Molecule: messenger RNA, 761 nt
Organism: Triticum aestivum (bread wheat)
Lineage: Eukaryota; Viridiplantae; Streptophyta; Magnoliopsida; Poales; Poaceae
Exons: 1
Coding region: 189-527 (112 amino acids)
Source: RefSeq, a predicted model, not a curated record